AGGCGCGCUGCGGCGGGCGGAGGAUCCGGGCCGCGCUUCCUCUCGCCAGGCCUGCGAGCUUCCUCCCAGCGGAGCCCGGGCGAGCCGAGGGGUGGGUUGGCCGCCGCCGUCGAGCCCGCCGCCGCCCUCCCGCUCCCGCGCCACCCCGCGCCCUGCCUCGGGGAUCUCCGCCGGGGCGGGGUCCGAGCGGGACGACCGCCGGCCGCACCGCCGUCGGGGCCGGUCCCCUGGCUUAGCUGUCCCUCCCGCCCCGGCCACAACCUCUGGCCGUCCGAGCCCCCGGGGCGGAGAGCGCGGGGAGCCCCGAGGCGUGCGACCGAGCGUCCGGGGCGGCCCCCGGCAGCCGGCGCGACGUUCCAAAAGCGAGCCUUGGUGGCGGCGUUCGGAAGCGGAACUCUGCCGGGGCCGCGCCGGCUACAUUGUUUCCUCCCCCCGACUCCCGCCCCCUUCCCCCGCCUUUCUUCCCUCCCGACCCAGGCCGCGCGGCCGUCCCCCUGCCUCUGCCUGGCUGUCCUUCCUCCCCCUUCUUUUCGCAUCCAUACUUCUUUGUACCGCACCCUCUGGGGACCCCUGUGCCCCUCCCCUCCCCCUUGGCCGCAUGGACCGUCCUGCAGGCCGCUGAUGCCGCCCGCGACGAGGUGGCCCGGACCGCAGUGCCCCGAGAGAGCUCUAAUGGUACCAAGUGAUAGGUUGGCCUGCCUGUAACACGGGGACACCAGAUCUCCUGAGAAGAUGUCGGCAAUACAGGCCGCCUGGCCAUCCGGUACAGAAUGUAUUGCCAAGUACAACUUCCAUGGGACCGCUGAGCAGGACCUUCCCUUCUGCAAAGGAGACGUGCUCACCAUUGUGGCAGUCACCAAGGACCCCAACUGGUACAAAGCCCGGAACAAGGUGGGCCGAGAGGGCAUCAUCCCAGCCAACUAUGUGCAGAAGCGAGAGGGCGUAAAAGCGGGCACCAAACUCAGCCUGAUGCCCUGGUUCCACGGCAAGAUCACACGGGAGCAGGCCGAGCGGCUUCUUUACCCACCGGAGACAGGCCUGUUCCUGGUGCGGGAGAGCACCAACUACCCCGGGGACUACACACUGUGUGUGAGCUGCGAGGGCAAGGUGGAGCAUUACCGCAUCAUGUACCAUGCCAGCAAGCUCAGCAUCGACGAGGAGGUGUACUUUGAGAACCUCAUGCAGCUGGUGGAGCACUACACCACUGAUGCUGAUGGACUCUGCACUCGCCUCAUCAAACCAAAGGUCAUGGAGGGCACAGUGGCGGCCCAGGAUGAGUUCUACCGCAGUGGCUGGGCGCUAAACAUGAAGGAACUGAAACUGCUGCAGACCAUCGGGAAGGGGGAAUUUGGAGACGUAAUGUUGGGUGAUUACCGAGGGAACAAAGUUGCCGUCAAGUGCAUUAAAAACGACGCCACAGCCCAGGCCUUCUUGGCUGAAGCCUCAGUCAUGACGCAACUUCGGCAUAGCAACCUGGUACAGCUGCUGGGUGUGAUCGUGGAGGAGAAGGGCGGGCUCUACAUUGUCACUGAGUACAUGGCCAAGGGGAGCCUGGUGGACUAUCUGCGGUCACGUGGUCGGUCGGUGCUGGGCGGAGACUGUCUCCUCAAGUUCUCACUAGAUGUCUGUGAGGCCAUGGAGUACCUGGAGGGCAACAACUUCGUGCACCGGGACCUGGCUGCCCGAAACGUGCUGGUGUCUGAGGACAACGUGGCCAAAGUUAGCGACUUUGGCCUCACCAAGGAGGCCUCCAGCACCCAGGACACAGGCAAGCUGCCAGUCAAGUGGACAGCCCCUGAAGCCCUGAGAGAGAAGAAAUUCUCCACCAAGUCUGAUGUAUGGAGUUUUGGAAUCCUUCUCUGGGAAAUUUAUUCCUUCGGGCGAGUGCCUUACCCAAGAAUUCCCCUGAAGGACGUCGUCCCUCGGGUGGAAAAGGGCUACAAGAUGGAUGCCCCAGAUGGCUGCCCGCCUGCAGUCUACGAGGUCAUGAAGAAGUGCUGGCACCUGGAUGCCGCCACGCGGCCUUCCUUUCUGCAGCUUCGAGAGCAGCUUGAGCACAUCAAAGCCCAUGAGCUGCACCUGUGACCUCUGCCUCUGCGCAGGCCCUGGGCCUACAGGGACUGGACCUGGAAGAUCGUGGACCUGGUGCCCUGCUGCUCUGCUUGCUGGGCCUAGACCUGAACUGAGCCCCAGUGGGCUGGCUGGCCUCUUUCCUCCGAUCCAGCAAUCUGUCCCCUCUGGCCUAAGGGCCCCACCUAGGCCUGGCACCUUCUCUCAUGGACCCACCUGUAGGGCUUGGGGUACCCACUGAGGGGGCCAAGAAGGGAGGAGGCUGAGGCGCGGGAGGCAGUGCCCCACCACGAUCAGCCUUCUCCUGGCCUCCCAUCACUCGCCUUCUUAGAGUUUUAUUCCUUUCCUUUUUUGAGAUUUUUUUCCGUGUGUUUAUUUUUUAUUAUUUUUCAAGAUAAGGAGAAAGAAAAUACCCAGCAAAUGGGCAUUUUACAAGAAGUACGAAUCUUAUUUUUCCUUUCCUGCCCCCAAGGGUGGGAGGGACCAACCCCUCUCUGGGGAUCCAUCACCCCAGCCUCGUUCCCGCAUUUCGUGUCCCGUGUCCCAUGUUGCCUCGGUCGCCCCAUGUUUGCGCUUGACCAUGUUGCACUGUUUGCAUGCGCCCGAGGCAGACGUCUGUCGGGGGCUUGGAUUUCAUGUGCCGCUGCCGCUCACCCACCUGCCUUGUGAGAUGGAAUCAAUAAACCACUCCAUGAGGGCACCGCCGCCCAGCCUCGGCGCUUCCUCCGCCGAG
Messenger RNA from Castor canadensis (American beaver), 2803 nucleotides. It is a transcript of the gene Csk, whose product is annotated as C-terminal Src kinase. The record is from RefSeq and is a predicted model, not a curated record. Gene Ontology annotation, molecular function: ATP binding; protein tyrosine kinase activity; protein binding. NCBI's taxonomy places the organism in Eukaryota, Metazoa, Chordata, Mammalia, Rodentia, Castoridae. Gene Ontology annotation, biological process: protein phosphorylation.